Molecule: messenger RNA, 3281 nt
Organism: Paramormyrops kingsleyae
Lineage: Eukaryota; Metazoa; Chordata; Actinopteri; Osteoglossiformes; Mormyridae
Gene: gys1
Product: glycogen synthase 1 (muscle)
Biological process (GO): glycogen biosynthetic process
Cellular component (GO): cytoplasm
Molecular function (GO): alpha-1,4-glucan glucosyltransferase (UDP-glucose donor) activity
Source: RefSeq, a predicted model, not a curated record
CACCCACAUAUUAUGACCAAUCGGAGCCGAAAGCGGCGCGUUUUGUCUCCUCCCCCCCCAUGACCGCCCCCAGUUUCUUUGAGUGACAGAUGCCAGCGUUGCGAUUGCACGGGACGUUCGGACAGUGACAGGACUGCCGAAGGGUUAUUUAUUUGGUGGCCAGCAUCCUGACAGCAUCUUCCUAGCUGCAGGCAGCAUGCCCCUGGCUCGCAGCCUCUCCGUCACCUCCCUCUCUGGGCUGGACGACUGGGAUGAGGAGUUUGACCAUGAGAAUGCGGUGCUUUUCGAGAUCGCCUGGGAGGUGGCCAACAAAGUGGGUGGCAUCUACACCGUGAUCCAGACCAAGGCCCGCCUGACAGCAGAAGAAUGGGGGGAAAACUACUUCCUGGUUGGACCCUACAUGGAGAGCAAUGUCAGAACCCAGGUGGAGCUGAUUGAGCCAACCAACCCAGCUCUAAAGAAGACCAUCGAUAAGAUGAACACCAGUGGGUGUAAGGUGUACUUCGGACGCUGGCUGAUCGAGGGCGGUCCGUAUGUCGUGUUGAUUGAUGUGGGCUUCACCGCUUGGUCACUGGACCGCUGGAAAAGUGAGCUCUGGGAAAGCUGCAGCAUCGCCGUGCCGUGGUUCGACCGUGAGGCCAACGACGCCGUGCUCUUUGGCUUUCUCACUGCCUGGCUGCUGGGAGAGUUUGCAGCCCAGUGUGAGGAGUCCUCACACGUUGUGGCCCAUUUCCAUGAGUGGCUAGCUGGCCUGGGACUGGUGCUGUGCCGGCAUAGGCAGUUGCCUGUGGCCACCAUAUUCACCACCCACGCAACCCUGCUGGGCCGCUACCUGUGUGCCGGGAACGUGGACUUCUACAACAACCUCAGUGAGUUUAACGUGGAUAAGGAGGCUGGAGACAGGCAGAUAUACCACCGAUACUGUCUAGAGAGAGCCGCGGCCUGCUGUGCCCACAUCUUUACCACCGUGUCCCAGAUCACAGCCAUUGAGGCUGAGUUCCUGCUCAGGAGGAAGCCGGACAUCAUCACUCCAAACGGCCUCAACGUAAAGAAGUUCUCUGCCAUGCACGAGUUCCAGAACCUGCAUGCCCAGAGCAAGGCCCGUAUUCAGGAGUUCAUCCGUGGACAUUUCUAUGGGCACCUGGAUUUUAAUCUAGAUAAGUGUCUGUUCCUCUUCAUUGCUGGGAGGUACGAGUUCUCCAAUAAGGGAGCUGAUAUUUUCCUGGAGUCUCUGGCUCGGCUUAAUUACCUGCUCAGGGUCAACCAUAGUGAAGUGACUGUAGUGGCAUUUUUCAUCAUGCCUGCCAGGACGAAUAACUUCAACGUGGAAACUCUGAAGGGUCAGGCGGUCCGGAAGCAACUGUGGGACACAGCUCACACUGUCAAAGAGAAGUUUGGGAAGAAGCUGUAUGAGUCUCUGCUGGUGGGCCAGUUGCCAGAUGUAUCAAAGAUGCUGGACAAGGAGGAUUUCACCAUGAUGAAGCGAGCCAUCUUCAGCACACAGCGGCAUAGCCAGCCACCAAUCUGCACCCACAACAUGCUGGAUGAUAGCUCAGACCCCAUUCUGACCAGCAUUCGCAGGAUUGGCCUCUUCAACAGCUCCUCUGACCGGGUCAAGGUGAUUUUCCACCCGGAAUUCCUUUCUUCAACCUCUCCAUUGUUGCCCAUGGAUUACGAGGAGUUUGUAAGGGGGUGUCACCUAGGUGUGUUCCCCUCUUACUAUGAGCCCUGGGGCUACACACCAGCGGAAUGCACAGUGAUGGGGAUCCCCUCUGUCUCCACCAACCUCUCUGGUUUUGGCUGUUUCAUGGAGGAGCACAUCGCUGAUCCGUCCGCUUAUGGAAUCUACAUCCUAGACCGGCGGUUCCGCAGUGUGGAUGAAUCCUGUAACCAGCUGACCUCCUUUCUGUACCAGUUCUGCCAGCAAAGCCGGCGGCAGAGAAUCAUCCAGAGGAACCGCACAGAACGUCUGAGUGACCUGCUAGAUUGGAGAUACCUGGGCCGGUACUACGUCAUGGCUCGGCACAUGGCCUUAGCCAAGGCUUUUCCAGACACCUACUGCUAUGAGCCCCAGGAUGCCACUUCUACCCAAGGCUUCCGCUACCCCAGGCCAGCUUCGGUGCCCCCCUCCCCUGCCCUGUCCCGUCACUCUUCCCCCCACCACAGCGAGGCGGAGGAUGACGAGGAGGAGGAGCGGUACGACGAGGACCUCGAGGCUGAAAAAGACCGUCGCAACAUCCGCCACCCACUAUCUUUGUCCUUCCGGAACAAGAGCUCUCUACCAUACCCACUGCUCAAUGGCAAUGGAAGUCUCGCCCCGUCUUCACUGAGCUCUGCCCAAUCUCCAGCGAGCUCCACGCACUCCCCCCCUAGUUCUGUCACCUCACCCCUGAGCUCUAUUUCUAGUGAGAAGAACUGAUUUUGCACCCGUGCAUGCACCCCCACAAACACUCCCUGUCUUCCACACAUAAACACAUGAUGCAUAUGACUGAAAGAACCAGACACACACCAGACAGACUUCAUAUAUAUGAAGACGUGGUACAAUAGAGGAAAUCUGCAGUACGGGAGGUGGAGGUGCAGCUGGGUUCACCUUCUGCGGGGGAAACGCACCCCUGCCCACAAAGCCAGUGCAGAACCUCUAUUCUUUUACUUAAAGAGCUCCAUAGUCAGUUACGUUUGCUGCUGCCCCAGUAGUGCGCCCCGCCGUCCCCACAACCCGAGACAUGACAUGGCGCCAAAUGGCAUGCCGGUCUGAGUAUUGUAUGCAUGUUAGCAAGAUUACCUCAUAUUCCAGGAUGUUUCAGACGAGAUGUAGUAUAAAAUGGGUGGAUUGAUGUCAGUGAGCAUUGUUAUACAUACGGUUUUACCAAUUUGCACUUCUCAGUCAGACGAUCUGCACUUGUCAGUCAGUGGGGAUUUGUUUGUCAUGAACACUUUCUGUGCUAGUGUUGUGUUAUGACUCUCUUUUUCGUUAGAUAACCACCGACUCCUUGUUACUGUUGCCUCGAUGACUGAAAAACACUACAAAAUGAUCAAAUAAGUUGUUUUAUUAAGAUACACUGUGACAGACAAAUUCUUCCUGAAACAAAUGUCAUGCAGCUUCUUCAAAACUCCAUUUGUAUGCGAGGCCUAAUUUCAGAAAGCGUGGUUCACAGCCAGCGGCUCCAGCUCGCUCAGCACAGGCAGACUCCGGCUCUCUGGCCUUUACAUGCUGCAGUGUGGAGAGGAGAUGCAGGUUGGCACACAGAUGGCCCUGCCCCUGACGGAUGGCCCUGCCCCUG